Bombina bombina (fire-bellied toad) is the source of this 996-nucleotide messenger RNA. Its product is annotated as alpha-2,8-sialyltransferase 8E-like. Gene Ontology annotation, molecular function: alpha-N-acetylneuraminate alpha-2,8-sialyltransferase activity. Lineage: Eukaryota; Metazoa; Chordata; Amphibia; Anura; Bombinatoridae. The record is from RefSeq and is a predicted model, not a curated record. Gene Ontology annotation, biological process: N-glycan processing; oligosaccharide metabolic process. The transcript has 5 exons. Bases 1 to 996 code for a protein of 331 amino acids.
AUGCAGCAAGCCUAUGGCUUUCAGAAUGGGAGCACUAUCGCAGGGACAAGAUUUCACCAGAACACCAAACUAGAAGGUAGUUGUCCAGAACAGGCAUUGGAAUUGUUUGCCGUCAGACCUGCUGGAACCAGGGUUUUGGAAAGGCUCCAGGGACUUGAGUUGGAAUCAGAGCUUCAAAAUUGUUGUAAAGUCAGAGAUGAACUUCUGGUAACAAAGACAAACACACAAAUUGGUGACAUUAUAUAUUAUGAGACUCAAAAAAAUAAAAAAAUUGAAGUGGAUGAAAAAAUCUAUGAUAUGUUACCCAAGAAUAACAACAUCUUUUCUUUACAGACAUUGCCAUUUCAAAACAAACCAUAUAAGAAAUGUGCUGUGGUUGGUAAUGGAGGAAUCUUAUUAAAUAGUUGCUGUGGCUCAGAAAUUGAUCAAGCAGAUUAUGUUUUCAGGUUCAAUUUGCCACCUAUGAAUUAUUCAUAUGACGUUGGCACAAAGACAGAUCUUGUCACUUCAAAUCCAAGCAUUCUUACCAAAAGAUUUUCAAAAUUGAACGAGAGGCGAAAACCCUUCUCUGAUAUGGUAAAAGCCUAUGGUUCAGCUCUAAUCAUCAUGCCAGCAUUCUACUCUAUAGGCAACAAAGAUUUGUCAUUUAAGGUAUAUUAUACGUUAAAAGACUUUGGCUCUGAGCUGAAGGUGUUUUUUUUCCACCCGGUUUACUUGAAGAAUCUGAGUGACUACUGGACAAGCAAAGGACUUACUGCCAAACGUCUAUCCUCUGGUCUUAUGCUGGUAAGUUCUGCACUGGAGCUUUGUGAUGAGUUGACUAUUUAUGGGUUCUGGCCUUUCCCUGAAGAUCAAGAAGGAAACUAUGUUCCCCAUCACUACUAUGAUAACAGAAUACCUAAACCUGGAUUUCAUUCCAUGCCUGAUGAAUUUUUUUUUUAUGCUCAACUGCACAGCCUGGGGGCCCUCAAGCUUAAAGUAGGAAGAUGCUACUGA